GUGAGCGAGAUCUCAUUCAUAAAAAAAGAGAAAGUUCAUUCAUACACGCUGCACAAUCCUGCUGCGCCUCAGAAAGAAAAGACAGAGGGGAGGAAAGUUGAUGUGAAGGUGAAGCUGGGAGCCUGGCAACUGACUGAGAAAGUGUGUGGGUCAGUAGGAUGGGGCUGUACUCUGCAUGACUAGAGUGGAGCAGACUGGACUCUAGACUUAACAGGACAUCCCAGAGUCCUACAGUGCGUUCUCCUUUGCUCUGUUUCCUGAUUAUGAGAGAGCAAACCUUAUCCAGGUUGAAAUCACAGACGGGACUCCUACCAGGUAUGCUGAAGCGUACUAAAUACAGUCGACUGCGCAACGAUUCUCCAACAUCUCUGGAGGAGAACCCCCAGGGAAUGUUGCCCCUGAAGCAGGACCUCUGCUUAGACUCUGAAUUCAGUCAGCUGGGACUUGGGAUUUCUACACACCACGGACCAUCCACCCUGAGGGAUUUCAUCCCCCGCAUGGCCAACAUCCGACUGCAAAGCCCUAUUUCCCGGCAAGGCCUAAAAGGACAGACAGACACAGCCAGAGGCAGAAGCAUCAGUGCCCCUACUGACAAACCCUUGUCCAGAACAGAGUGGGGUUCAGGAAGUAAUGAGAGAUUUUGCACUCACGCUUCCCUCAACGCUCCCCUAUCCACGGGCCAAAAUCUAAUUCACCCUGCUUUGCUCUGCACAAAAAGACCUAUCACCCUACAACGGAUGGCAAGCCUUCCUUGGACCCCUGGAUAUCCUCCCUGCUCACAUCACAGAGGUGGUCUGUGCUGUGUGAAGAUUUCCUCUGCAAAAGGUGAUCGUACAGUGGUGGGGACAGGAAGCAGAGCAGUUCACCAUCACAUCAAGUACAUGGGUAGUGUGGAAGUGACCCAGUCCAUGAGAACCCUUGACUUUGAUACAAGAAUGCAAGUUACACGAGAGGCAAUCAGCAGACUUUGUGCGAGGACAUUGCUCAAAACAGCAGUGAAAACUAAAAGGCCUGUUUGCAAGGGACUGUCUUCUGUUCUGGGUCAGACAAACCUGCAGUUUUCUGGAAGAAGGAUCAUCCUCACUGUCUCCACCGACAGUAUGACUCUAAUCGCUGCCUCGUCCUUACAGAAGAUUGCCCACCACCCCAUGCAGACCAUUUCAUUUGCCUCCGGUGGAGAUUCAGACAUGGCAGAUUACAUUGCUUAUGUAGCUAAAGACCUUGCCAAUGACAGAGCCUGUCACAUCCUGGAGUGUCCCGAGGGUCAAGCCAAUGAGGUUAUCAACAGCAUCGGUCAGGCCUUUGAGACGCGCUUCCGCCACCUUCUCAGCCAGACACCAUCGGUCCUGUCCACCAGUUCCAGACCGGCACUGAGAAUCUGUCACAAAUGGUGCCCAGAAGAGUUAAUAAUAAACCAAAAGGCAAACCGGGAAGGAGAAUUCAGUGAACACCGUGACUAUUACAAUGUGAACCCAGGAGACCCAGGUGGAAUAAAAGACUUUCAGGUCACAGAAGAGGAGAGCAAAGAAGAUGCUAACAUUCACAGGGUCUGUUUCCCUCGGCCUGUUUCCCUUUAUGAGAACUGCUCCAUCACAGAUGAGACUCCAGCUCCACCUGCAGAUUUAGAGCAGUCUGAGAUCAAUACUGAACAACGCUCUCUGCUCACUGAGACGCGGGUCCAGAAGCUGAUCCAGGAAGAAGGAUGGUUCCACGGCAGGUUGGGAAGAGAGCAGGCGGAGUCGCUUCUCACCUGUAGCGGAGAUUUCCUGGUCAGAGAGAGCAGCUCUGCCGCUGGUCAGUAUGUACUCAGCGGUAUGGAGGGAGCUACUGUGCGACACCUACUGCUGGUUGAUCCACAUGGACAGGUGCGGACCCGUGAUCAGGUGUUUCUGAGCGUUGGCCACCUGGUGCGAUUCCACAUGGAGAAUCAGAUGCCCAUUGUUGCUGGAAGCAGCGAGCUGUGCCUGAAACAGCCGAUCCUGCAAACACACAAACAUUCACAGACUGCCAGAUGCAUGGUCUUGAAUUAGCAGUGGUUUUUGAGAUGAAACACAGAGAGGCCUAGCAACAACAAAAAGAAGAAGAAGAACUUUUAAACCUUUAAACACUUUCAGCUGCCUCAAGAGAAGAGCACCCCUGGACAUAAUUUCCAGUGAGCUGUGAUCAUUUUUCCAAACUGUUGGGACAAUUUUGCAUUAUUUGCCCAUUAUAUUAUUUACUGUGUGUUUUGUUUUUUGUUUGAGUAAACUCUCAAGUCACUGCUUGUGCCUGUAUUGAGAACAGCCUUUGGCCUGCAGAACAUCCUGUCUCGCUCUCAGGCAGUUUGCUAUUAUUUACUCAGUGUCUCAACACAGUCUCUGGUGUUGGCAGGAAAUAACCAGAAUGUUGGCAGGCUUUCCAAAUCCUUUUCUAUAUACUAUAUUUGUCUCGUGCUCAUUAGUUUUGAUUUUCUUUUGUUUUCGUUCCCACUUUCCAUGCUUAACUUGAGAAAAAUAACUUUUCAUCCCACUUGUUUGUUGCAUACUGAAUAUGAAACUGCAGUGGUCUUUGUAUCUAGAAGCCCCAUUUAGGUCCACAUUACAUGUGGUUAAACACAUCUUUGGGUCUUUUACACAAGUGAUUAAAUCGGAUUUUGUUGGUGAUUUAUUUGACGUUAAACCUCUAACCAGAAUAACAGAACUUUGUUUUGAAAUCGUGUUGCAGUCCAUCAAAGAGUUCCAGUCAAUUCACGCCACAACAAAAAGAUAUCAAACUAAUGGAAUUAGCUUCGAGUGACUAGGGAUUGUACCACAAAAUAAACAGUUCCUCACAACAUUGCCCACAUUAUUGUUCAAUUUAGAAAAGCUAAAAGCAUUCAGAUGUCAUUGUAUUCACGAUAACAUUUAACUGAAUAACUUGGUUGUAUUGAAAUUUUCUUUUUUUCCCCCAUUUACUACAAAAACCUUAGAUACCCUGCAUAAUUAUGAGUUGUUAUACACAUACAGUCACCAACCCCUUCGUCAUGCAUGUAGACAUUCCCAGGAUGACGAUGACGUUUAAAUUGAGGAUCAGAAUGGGAAAGAAAGAUGAUUUAAGUAACUUUGAAUGUGGUGUGGUUAUUUUUGUCAGAUGGGCUGAUCUUAUUAUUUCAGAAUAAUACGACCAGCUGACUCACCGAGAUUCUAGUGGAUUGGGAGAUUCACAUUGUGGAUAUGCAGCUGACAAAUCGUCACAUCCACAUGUACAUAUAGUGAUUUUGAAUCAUAUUGGCAUGCCAUCCUAUCAGGUCAAUAUGGAUCAAACUCCCUGAGGAAUCUUUCCAGCACCUUGUUGAAUCGGUUCCAUGAAGAAUUAAAGCAGUUCUGAAGGUAAAAGAAGAAGAAGAAAAGUUGAUGUUAUGGAUGAUUCAUCUUCUGUACUUCAUGGGCUGAGCUCACAUGGUGAAGCUUGAAAGCAAGAGCCAAUAAAAUGUAUUAUUAUUAUUUCGUAAACUCCAUGUUUAGGAUCAGCAUGGUAAUUGCAACUUUGUGCAACAAUUUUAAAGAUUCUGGCUGUUUUAUUGAACAUGAUUAGGUUUGGCCUUGGGAGUUUUACUCUGUUUCAUUAGUUUACUAAAUUUAAACACUACCAGCUUUUUGAUUGUGAUAGAUAAAAAAGAAACAUGGAGAAAAAAAAUUCCCUUGCAUUUCAAAUAAGUGGCCUCAAAUGAUUUGGACUAAAGUGGACAGAAUUGAGCCCAACUUUAAAGAAAACCCCAGAACAUCAGAUCCUAGUCAAAAGGUGUGAAUAUCAAACCAUUAAUCGCAUUAUCAAAAACACUGUAGCGUAUUUAUUUAACACAUUAUUACAUAUUCAGAGAAGAGCUUUGAAGGCCUUUCUAGAAGCCUGGAGAACUAUUCCUGAAGACUGGUUAAAGAAACGACAA
Molecule: messenger RNA, 3904 nt
Organism: Maylandia zebra (zebra mbuna)
Lineage: Eukaryota; Metazoa; Chordata; Actinopteri; Cichliformes; Cichlidae
Product: SHC-transforming protein 1
Biological process (GO): intracellular signal transduction; cell surface receptor protein tyrosine kinase signaling pathway
Cellular component (GO): plasma membrane
Molecular function (GO): receptor tyrosine kinase binding
Source: RefSeq, a predicted model, not a curated record